UUUCUCUUGCCCGUUUUGUAAACACCACCUGGGUUCACCACAGGCAGCCGAGUGGACAGCCCAGCUGCACCCUUCACUGUCUGGGCUCGAGCUGGAUGCUGGAGGCUCGGGGACCAAUCAGUGACUCUGAAAGAAGUGACAUUGCUGGUCACUGAUCAUGAGGUGCAUCCGUCAUCUGCAUGUGAUCGGUGCCUGGGAACUGGCGGAGCCGCUGUGCUUUAUGUAGUUGCUCAGCUAAUGCCAAGGGAACGGAAACUUGGACUGAGCUGAUGGGACUGGCGGCAGCUAAGCCCUGGUUAGUGGAACUCACAUGUCAGCACCGUGCAGAAUGGGGCCUGGGAUUCAGAACCGGCUUAUGUUGUUUAUUUGUUUAUUUUUGGUGCUGGAGAUGGAGCCCGGGCUGCUCUUCCACUGAGCCCCCGCCCUGUUUACUUUGAGACAGGGUUCUGUUAAUCGCCCGUGGCUGCCUGGAACUUGCGGUCCUCUUGCCUCGGCCUCCUGCGUCGCUGGGAUUCCUGGCGGGUGCCACUGUGCCCAGCUCAGGAUUGGUCUAAAAGUUUCUCUAAAGCAGCUUUUUAAAUUGCAGUUUCUGAUCAGUUUGGCUUAGAACAUAAAAGACUAUUGGUGAGGAUGAGCUGGUGCCCGUGUUCUCAGCCUGUGGUGGGUGCAGUGAUGUCAUUCAGGCCCUGGAGGCGCUCGACGGGAGAGGUUGUCAGCAUCAAGUGAAAGACAAGUGUCAGAUCCUAAUGCUGCCGUGUGCAGUGUGGCCUUGGACCAGACUCUUGACCUCUCUGAGCUUCUGCCUCUCCUGCAAAAAGGGGACCCUGGUCAGCACCUGCCGUGGGUCCCUGAAGACUGAGCGAGCUGCUCUGGAGUAAAGGAGAGGACGCUCGGGAGAUGCAGGCUGUCAGCUCCCGGGCCUGGGCACUGCGGAGGGCCCUGAGCCGGGUGGUGGGGGCCCAGCCCUGCUGCAUGUCUGCUUGAGGCAGCGAGGGAGAUGGGUCCUCGCUGUCCUGGGGACCCUACAGCGCCCCUCUGUGAGGCUGCUCGGGCGGCGUGCUUGACGCACAGGGGUCCCGGGAGCCUGGAACACGCAGCAGGCCCAAGCCUGCCGAGCUGGCGGCCCACGCGCCCACCCCCACGCUAUGAGCUACAGGCAGCUGCUGAAGACGGAGCUCGGGCCCUUCUUCACGGAGUACCUGCAGAACCAGCUGCUGACUCAGGGCAUGGUGAUCCUCCGGGACAAGAUCCGCUUCUACGAGGGACAGAAGCUGCUGGACUCCCUGGCAGAGACCUGGGACUUCUUCUUCAGUGACGUGCUGCCCACGCUGCAGGCCAUCUUCUACCCAGUGCAGGGCAAGGAGCCGUCGGUGCGCCAGCUGGCCCUGCUGCUGUUCCGGAACACCAUCACUCUCAGCGUGAAGCUGGAGGACGCACUGGCCCGUGCCCAUGCCCGCGUGCCGCCCGCCAUUGUGCAGAUGCUUCUGGUACUGCAGGGGGUGCACGAGCCCAGGGGCGUCACGGAGGACUACCUGCGUCUGGAGGUGCUGAUCCAGAAGGUGGUGUCGCCGUACCUGGGCACCUGUGGCCUCUUCUCCAGCGAGGGCCCCUCCUCCCACUCCUGCAUCCUGGAGAAGCGCCUGCUGCGCUCCCGCUCCGGGGACGUCCUGGCCAAGAACCCCGUGGUGCGCUCCAAGAGCUACAACACGCCGCUGCUGAACCCUGUGGCCGAGCACGAGGCAGAGGGCGCGGCAGCCGCCGGCCCGGGCAUCCGCAGGCACUCGGUGUCGGAGAUGACGUCCUGCCCCGAGCCCCAGGGCUUCGCCGGCUCCCCUGGCCAGGGCCCCGCGGGCACCUUCAGGGCCUCCCCGACGCCCCACUUGGGGCCCUGCGCCAGCAGACUGUACCCCCCUGCCCAGCCGCCGGCACAGGGCCCUGCCCGCAGCUCUCCACCCUCCUCCAGCCCCGAGACCCUGGUGGACCAGACACUGGAGUCCGCGGACUCCGACUCCGAAGGGAUUUUCAUUGACUUUGGCCGGGGCGGCGGCUCGGGGGUGUCCGGCUUCGAGGGGGCGGGGGGCCGGCAGAGCGUGGUGUGAGGCCAGCGCUGCGCGUCCGCGGGACGUGAGAGACUUUCCGCCCCAGCCUCACUAGCCCCUUUCGACCUUGUCACUGCCUCAGUCACUUUAUCCCCCAGUCUGCGGAAAAGCCUUCCUGCCGCUCUGCCAGGUCCACUGGGGCGUCCCAGUGGGCACCACCCAGGUGCCCAGCCGGCCUUGCCCAGGGAGGACACGGUGGCUGCCCCUCCCACCUGCCCCGCCCACUGAGAAUGUGAAUCUGGUGCGGCAGAAGUCCUGAGUGCCAGGGUGCAGCAGACCCACCCUGCCCACACGCUGGGGCCACCGCCAGGCCCCCUGGGUGGCUGCCGGACAGGGAGGGGAGGAAUAAACUUGUCUGCCACUCGGC
Marmota flaviventris (yellow-bellied marmot) is the source of this 2466-nucleotide messenger RNA. RefSeq names its product proline rich 5 (gene Prr5). Lineage: Eukaryota; Metazoa; Chordata; Mammalia; Rodentia; Sciuridae. Gene Ontology annotation, biological process: TORC2 signaling. The record is from RefSeq and is a predicted model, not a curated record. Gene Ontology annotation, cellular component: TORC2 complex.